CUCCUUUAUUAGAUAGGAAAGAUUUUUCCAAACUUAACAUAUUUUUUAAUCAUAAUACUAUUAACUAAAUAAAAGGUAAUGAUCAACCUAAUGAUAUUGUACAAUUAUGUAAAAAGUACUCUAAGGUCUUUGACAAUAAUCUAGGAACUUUUUCAAAACACAAAAUCACACUUUUUGUUGAAAAAGAUUGUAUCCCAAAAUUUUACAAGCCUAGAUUUGUACCUUUUGCUUUAAAAAAUAAAGUAGAAUUAGAAAUUAAUAGAUUGAUUAAUAUGGGUGUUUUGACUCCUGUUGAACAUUCCAACUGGGCAACUCCCAUUGUUCCUGUCCUUAAACCUGAUAAUACUGUCCGUAUAUGUGGUGAUUUCAGAGUAACUCUUAAUCCAGUCCUUCAAGGUAUCCAGCACCCAUUACCUAAAAUAGAUCAUUUGUUUGCCAAACAUUGUAAUAGUGUCUAUUUUAGUAAGAUAGAUCUUAAAGAUGCCUAUGCUCAAUUAUGUUUAUCUGAAGAAUCACAAAAAUUAGUAGUAAUUAACACACACAUGGGUCUUUUUGCUUAUACAAGAUUACCAUAUGGAAUAAAUUGUGCAGCUAGUACAUUCCAACGUGUAUUAGAACAAACGAUAGGUGAUAUGGAAGGAGUUACCAUAUUUCAAAAUGAUAUAUCUAUAUCAGGUAAAACAAGAACAGAACAUAACAAAAAGUUAGAGUCAGUGUUAUCUAAGCUUUUGGAUGCAGGACUUAAAGUCAAGAUUGAAUAA
Daktulosphaira vitifoliae (grape phylloxera) is the source of this 761-nucleotide messenger RNA. RefSeq lists its product as uncharacterized. The transcript has 3 exons. The record is from RefSeq and is a predicted model, not a curated record. NCBI's taxonomy places the organism in Eukaryota, Metazoa, Arthropoda, Insecta, Hemiptera, Phylloxeridae. The coding region runs from base 273 to 761 and encodes 162 amino acids.